AUGAUCCGACACGACCAAGCUGACGAUCCGGCUGCAUUACCAGGUCUUCCAAAGACGUCUUCCUCGAGGCCGUCGACUCCUCCUAGUGCCACUGCAGCACGGGACAGCAUUGGACCUUUGCCAGUCCUGGUUUCCGAAUUGCCAGAAUCUCCCGCCUUCUCCACGAGCUCGACAUUUGACGGUUCGGACGACGAGAUAUCCUCUUCCCCGGCGCUCCCAUCGCUUCAGGCUCCUCAGCUUUCCGAACGGGCUCGCGAGCAUCUGAGGAGAGUUGAUUCACCAACUUCUCCAACUGGGUCGGACGAUAGCAGUGGCCAGUACGUAACGGCAAGCUGGGGUUCGCCAUAUCCACCCAACACCCGCAUCCAUCUGCGCCGGCAAAGUUCCAGCAGCGAGGCUUCUGACGACUCGCCAAUUCACCAGCUUGAGCUCACCACUCCUUUCUUGCGAGGGACGACUUCGCUUUUGCCCACCAGCCAGGUGCAAUCGCCACCUUCGAUCCUCUCAGAAAGUGCUGCCGUACUUUUGAAUCGUGCUCGCAGACCUGUGCGUGGCAUUACCGAAGAUUGGAUUCGUGCCCAUACGACAAACGACCUGACUUCGGAGCAUCGUCACUGGCUAAGCGACGGUGAUUUUAGCGAGCACUCUUCACUGAGCGGCUCCAAUUCCGGCGACGAGGCAGCUUGGUUUGAGGACACCGACCCACGGACUCCCCGGCCCUCUCGUUCCUCGGCUCGUCAUAUCUCACGGCAGCGUUUAGCGCCGCCACGGCAUCCUCGACCACGUUCGAGUACCGAAACUCUUAGGCAAUCUGCCCAUCCUACCCCUCUAAAGAAGGCCAUGGAUUCUCUCUCUGUAGAUACGAGCAACGUUGGGCAGGAUGUUGCCGCCGUCCACACCCCAGUCUCAGCGGCUGGAACGACAGACAAGUCCGAGAUACCUCAAAAUAAUGAGCAAUCCAGCCUGCUUGUCCCAGCACAUCCGCCUGCGACCCCAACCAAAGUAGCAAAAGUUCCCAUUUCCCAGACACCACGGAUCAGGAAAAAGGUGCCAUGGAAGGGGAAGAACAUCAUGGUGCACCUCCCACGGGAUGAUCAGCGCGGCUUGCCUGGUAGAGGUCCUAUUCCACUCACUUCUGCACAGAUGCAGGAUAUGCUUCGAGAAUGGACCGAGCUGGGCUACAACACCAGGGGCUUUGAUUUGCAAGGCCCUGGCGAUAUCUCCAAUGCCUCUCUCGACCCGCUAGAAAACUAUUCAAUGAGUCGUAACGAGUGGCCGAGUCCCGAUGAUAUAGUAAACGAACGAUCUGGUCGCAAGUAUGCAGUAUUGUUACCAGAUUUGAAUGCUUGGAAAGAUUAUGUCAACGAGCUGCAAGAGGCCAAGCUUAGAGCACUUGGUGUCUCUUUUGGCGACGAAGAGCCUGCACCACUGCCUUCAGUAUCCCCCAACCCUUCAAACGCAAACCCACAGAUGCCGAAUCAGUAUCCUCCACUACCGUUCUCGCCACCGAUACCAACAGGGUCGGCCACCAGCAGCGGUCCACAAGGCUUUCCGUUCCCAGGUGCUUUUCACGGUACCUCGGCCACGCAGAGCCCAACUAUUCCAUCUAUGGCCUCGCCGCUAUCUUUUGCUGGCCUGCAAGGCAAAUUCAAUCCUCGGGCAUCCAUUUCGAUUUCUCCAAACGAGCUUCCAUUCCACUUUUCUGGUCAACCCUCGCCCCAUGGUUUCUCGCCUCGGGAUAUGCUGCUGCAACAACAGCUUCAUCGUGCUGGCUCGCCAUCUAUCAUGAACCUAAGCUCAUUGGUCUCUCCUACCUCACCAUUCCAUCAUGACGGUACGCCUUCGCCACUCGGCCUGCAUCAACGCCAUCAGUCGUUGCAAUAUCCCAUGCUGCCCCACCAGCAGCUCCAGCGCCAGGACUCAGCACGAGCGUCUCCACGUCUUCAGGACCUGCGUGAAGAAGAGGAAACUCAGAGCAAUCCCUACGAAGACCAUAGUCCGUCCAAAACCCCAGAGCCUGCUCCCUUUAUCAAGCACAAUGCCAGUGCAAGUCUGCAACGGGAAAUUGACGAUGCAGAGUACCAUUUGGAGGAGCAAUUCCGUGAGCAACUGGAGCAUGAAGAUUACAGCCCUCAUCAAGGGCCUGACAAGAACAAUUAUGGCUUGGUCGAUCCAGCGCAGGUUCCUCUGCCCGGGCACCCUGGUGGGCCCUCUGUCCACUUUGGCAACUUUGGCAACGAUCCGAAUGAGGGUCCCGUGCUGCACCAUCCUCGUCCCCACAGCCGUGGGCACUCACUCACACAGAAGCCAUUCUUUGACAGUGACGAGGCUCGGGACAGCGCAGGUGAUUCCACUAAGGGCCGGCUUCUUACUGUCAAGGAGCAAAGGGGUGAUGAAUCCUAUGAGGUUGAGACAAAUCCAAGCAACCUUGGAACUCCUCUCUCAACCUUUGGACUGGUGAACAAUAUGCAUGAGCGUUCCAUCUCCACAACCAGCAAUCCAUGGGCCGACGCCAGGUCCUUCAAUGGCGACAAACCAUCAUCACGCCGCUCGAGCCAUACUAGCAAGCCGUCUUUGACAAAACUCAAUGCUAAUGCCACGGAGUUCAAAUUCAACCCUACUAGCAAUUUUGUUCCUGGCCAAUUCAACUUUGGAGCUAACAGCUUCCAACCUACUGCAAGCACAUUCCAACCCGCUGCUUUCCAGGCGUCGACCUCGAGCCAUUUCAGUGCACCAUCAACUUCCUCUUCCAAGGGCAGAAUCAACGCUGCGGCGCCCGUCUUCUCUCCUGGUCAAAGCGAAUUUCAAUUCCCCAAGAGCGAGUUCAGCCUACCCGCCAAGAGCGACUUUAAUUUCUCGGCUGCUGCUCCAAAGUUCAACCCAGUCGCUCCAUCGUUCCAGCCCUCUGUUUUCUCUGGUUCGGUGACAAGCGCUGCUGCUUCCGGUCAAGACUCGGACAAUCAUCACGGCUCAAUCUUUGGAAGUAUUGAUCUUAAACUGUCAGACACGGGACUACCAGCCACAGGCAAGAGGAGCAAGGCCAUCCCAAUCGUUCGUCCUGCAAGCCGUCACAAGUCGCCCACGCCCGUUCCGACUGCUGAGCCUGUUGAGGAAUUCGAUAAGGACGGUCGCCCAACGGAUACCAGUCGUCGCGGUAAGAAAUUCAGGGAUGAUGUGGAUGAUGGUGAUGAGGUGCCACUUUUCGCCGAGCCCACUCCAGAGCCUGAAGCGCUUAUGGCUACUCAAGCCAAGGCUUCUGCCCAGGAUGAGGUGGCUGAAGAAGACAAGCCCGAGCCUGAGGAUGAAGAUAACGAUGUCAUUGGUGAUACCACACUGGAUUCCACUGUUCUUUCCGAGUCCACUGAUACCAAGGUCCCAUCCGAAAUUCAUGACACAAAGACGACCACGAGUCCAUCCGCAACGUCCCCUGAACAAGACCAAAUCAACUGGGCUCCAUUUGAAUUCAGAAAUGAGUUGGACGUCCAGGAUUUCAACAAUGCUCGACCGUUUGGUGACUUUGAGGUCGUUGACAGAAGCCACGAAAAGAGCCUCUCCGGAGGUCUUUCUGCCGUUGCUCAGCCAUUCAUGCCCGGUGGCUUUACUUUUGGUGCUCCUAAUCCCGUGGCAACACCAUUUGAACCAUCUUUCAAGGCUCAGCCCCCAACCAUGGCACAACCUGACGAGAGCGAGGAUGAUCGUGGCGCGUCGCCAACUCCUGGCCCAGAGCCUCGCACUGUUGAAGCAGACACGACCACAGUCCAUCGCGAGCCUACUCCGGAGCCCGAGCGUACAUCACAGACCCUGAAAUCGGGCCUGGCUGGCUCUCGCUUCGCUGCUGCACCCCCACGGCAAGGACUUGGGGCCUCCCGAUUUGCCUCGCCGCCCCCUCCGCCAGUGCCGGUGCACAGAGGACUGGGCGAAUCGAGGUUCGCAAAGUCGCCUUCUCCUGUAUCUGACGAGGACGAAGAGGAAGCACCAGUUCCUGAAACUGCCAACGGAGCUUCAGAGCUACAGAGCUUCAAUGAAUCAAUCCCCUCGCCUCAUAGCCCGCCACCCAUCACCACUGUGCCCGAAGAGGUUGAGGAGUCCAGUAAAGAACAUGAGUUGACAUUUGAAGAGAUUGAUGCCGUGAUGCAGCACAUGAAGGAGACUGACCCUACCAUGGGAGUCAACCGAAGUGUUAAAGUAUCACCAGCGCCAGUCUGGCGUCGCCCAAGAAGCCCGGUCCGAACUGUUUCGCUUGCUGCCAUUCCAAAGUUUUCACCGCUGCGCCUACCACAUCAGGAACACAUGGGAAGAGGCGAUGCACGCAGCCCAAGCCCGCACCCAUACCGAUCAUUGCCCCUGGAACCUGGCCCAGCAUUGCUGGAGGAGGAUGAAUUCGAGGAUCCUUUUGUCGCACGCCCUCGGAGCCGCGCCUCGCCUCCUUAUGAGGUUGACGGGCCUGUGCAUCAUCUUGGUGGUGGCAACAUUACCGAGGAUGAGGAAUGGGACAGAGCCUUUACUGCCGAUGAACAAGACAAGCUGGAAGAGCGCGCUCACUAUUUCAACGGUCACGUCCAAGAUCUUGUUGGCGAUAUGUUGACCGAUCGCCUCGAUCCACUCGAGAAGAGCUUGGCGACAAUUCAGCAGGCUUUGCUUGCCAUGGCUGGCCGAACACCUUCAAGCCGCCAUGAACGCCGCAGCGAGCGCCGCAGUGUCUCUGCCGAGGUCCAAGAGAGCGAUGCGGAUGAUGAGGAUGAUGAGGUGCCCAUGACACGAAAGUCCAUGAGCCCCCAACGAAACAGGAAAAUGGAACAGAUCCGCUUUGCCGUCAUGGAGGCACUGAACCAGCACCAUGCCAGCCGUGCACUGCAAUCGGUUAUGGAACAGCCUGAACCCACUCCAUCGAUUGACAAUACCUCUGUUCUCAAGGAACUCCAAGAUAUGAGAGAGCAGCUCAAUCAGUCUUUGCGUGUUGACUUCCCCGCCGAAGACUUGCGCAAUGUGGUCGAGGCAGCAGUGCAGAACCGCAUGCCUCCUACACCGCCACCUGUUGUUCAAGAUGAUGAAGAAGCUACCAAGAAGAUGGCCGAAAUGCAGGCUACCAUUCUCGAGCUUGAACAGCGUCUCAGAGAUCAAAGCGGAAGACUGGAGAGUGAAAUUGAUAUGCGACGAGCAGUCGAGGAUCGUUCAUUUGAGCUUCGGCGUUCACUCGACCAAGCCGAGACCAAGAUCGAGGUGGAAAUCAUGAACCGUAGCGUUUAUGAUCAACGAGUACAUGAUCUCGAGGAACGCCUGAGACAUCAGGAACAAAAGACUGACAAUGAGCUACAUGGCAGAAGGGAUGCUGAAGAUCGGUUGUCAGAGAUCCAGCGGCUUCUUCGCAUUUCUUCUGAAGAAGAAGAUCGUCUCCGCGCAGUGGUGGAGGAGCGUGAGCAAAAGAUUCGGGCUGUGGAGCAGACUGCUGGCAAGAGUGCAAUGCGACUUGCGCUUCUUGAGGCUGCCCAAUCCAAUGCUGACAAGACUCAGAUUGAUCUCACCAACCGUCUCAACGCCACUGAUGAUGAGCUUCGCGGAGCUAGACAAGAGGCUCGUCACUGGCGAUCUGAAGCUGAGCAUGCUCGUGACUCAGCACGCCGACAGACUGAUGACUUGAUCACUGCUGUUGAUGAGUCUAAGCACCUCCGCAAGGUUAUCGAUACUCUCAACGUGCAGUUGUCGGAGACUGAAAAGAUACGCGAAAACUGGCGAGUCAAGUUUGUCUCCAUGCAGGAUGACAUGGCCCAUGCCGUUCGCGAGAUCACAGAGGAGAAUAGCCGACGCCUCAAGAAGGAACAGGCCCUUAUUGCCCGCCAAGAGGUCCUGGAUGCCAGACUUCAGGCCGAGUCGAGAACUCGCGAGCGACUGGAGGCAGAACUUGAGAGACUUGAAGGUGGAGAGCGUGCCGGCAUGAGGGCUGUUGCGGAAUGCAAACGCUUGGAAGGCCUUCUUGGUGAGCUCCGAACUGAAAACCACAAAAUUCAGACGACUGCUCUACACUUCCAACGCGAGGCCAGGGAAGCCCGCGAAUCCGCCGCCAGCGAGGUUCACCGGGCACGCACUUCUACGCAAGCUGAUCUCGACGCUGCCAACAAGCAAGUGAAUGAGGUGCGUGCCGAACUGGAAGAAGAGAUCAACGUACUACGUGCUGAGCUCUCUCAGGCCGGCUUGGCCGCCGAGAGCUUCAAGCACCAACACGAGAUUGUUCUUGAGGAAGAGGUGGCGAAAUUCCGCGCUCAGAUUGACCAAGUCAAGAUGGAUGCCGAGACAGCCAAGGCCCACCAUGACAUGAUGCUUGAGGAAGCACAGGUGACCAGCGCGGCUAGCCUCGAGGCCAUGCUGGCUAAACACCAGAGCGAGAUUGAAGAUCUCCAAACCCGAUAUGAACGCGAACUCGGCAAUAGGACCGAGGAUGCUCAACGUAACGAGUCAAACUUGUUGGAGCGUCUAAGCCUCUCGACGUCCAAGGUGGAGCACCUUCAGGAUCGCGUUGUCCAUCUCGAAGAGAAGGUUCAGAUUGCUCAAGAAGCAGCCAAGGCUGCAGCCCAAGCCGCGAAGGCCGCAGGUGCAUCAGAAACUGCUGUCUCUCAUGCCUCUGCCGAUGCCAAACCACAAGCCGUCACUCAGGCUAUGCAGCUUCCAGAGAAGAUUUCUCCUCAAGCACUCCGCGAGUCCAUCAUGGUGUUGCAAGAACAGCUCCAAGCCAGGGAGCAGCACAUUGAGGAGCUUGAACAGAAGGUGUCUAAACUUGACCCAGAAGCUGAGGUCAAGAUCACCAAGCGUGACGAUGAAAUCACCUGGCUUCGCGAGCUUCUGGCCGUGCGACACAGUGAUCUUCAGGACAUCAUUGCAGCUCUGUCGGCCGAAGAAUAUGACAGAGAGGCCGUCAAGGAUGCAACGAUUCGCCUGAAGGCCAAUCUUCAGAUGGAAGAACAAGAACGCGAACGAGCACUCAACGGCGGUUCUGCCAUCAAUCUACCUGAACUUGCUGCCGCCAUCAAGGGUGCGGCAACACCACGAGUAGCCCAAGCUGUAGGCCCCUUGGCUGCCGCCUGGGGCAACUGGCGCAAAGGAAACCAACCUGCCUUGAACAACCUAUCGAGCAUGCUCUCGUCGCCUUCAGCUGGUAGAAAUCAAACUCCUUCACGAAGCAAGCGAGCUCCCGCAUCUCAAAACAGCCUGCUUUCUGGUCUCAUGACGCCGCCAGCAUCAGGCUUGCGUAACACCCCACCUGCGGAACAGAGCAAGCCACAGCCAACUGCUUUUGGUACUACUGGACGGCGAUACACGGCCGAGCAGUUUGCCAACCGUCCUCGAGGCUCAUCUCUGACUGCACGACAAGCAGAAAAGCUUCCUGUGCCCACCACGCCCCCUCGGCGCAUGCCCGAGCAGGAAGAGCCGGUAACGCCCCCAAUGGCGGGACCAAGUGGCUAUGAUAUCGAUGCCAGCCACAUUGAAGACUUUGAUGAUGCUGGUUUCUUCGACGACUAG
Messenger RNA from Pestalotiopsis fici W106-1, 7512 nucleotides. RefSeq lists its product as uncharacterized. Bases 1 to 7512 code for a protein of 2503 amino acids. The record is from RefSeq and is a predicted model, not a curated record. Gene Ontology annotation, cellular component: cytoskeleton. The transcript has a single exon. Lineage: Eukaryota; Fungi; Ascomycota; Sordariomycetes; Amphisphaeriales; Sporocadaceae.